Molecule: messenger RNA, 1509 nt
Organism: Lepus europaeus (European hare)
Lineage: Eukaryota; Metazoa; Chordata; Mammalia; Lagomorpha; Leporidae
Gene: C3H6orf15
Product: chromosome 3 C6orf15 homolog
Exons: 6
Coding region: 1-1509 (502 amino acids)
Biological process (GO): extracellular matrix organization
Cellular component (GO): extracellular matrix
Source: RefSeq, a predicted model, not a curated record
AUGUGGGGCCGCGUGGCAGGGAACCGAGCUCCUCUGGGCCUGCUGCUGGUCUGCCUUCAUGUCCCAGCACUCUUUGGCCGGAGCAUCAGCCCAGUGGAGGAGAAACUCUCUCACAGCUUGCUGACCAACUUGCCUCUGCUGGGACAGCCGCCCCUGACCGGCCCCUCCAACUCCGGACACCCUCAGUUCGCUGGAGCAGAUCCCUUGCCGCUUCCUCCGCUGUCAGAUGACUUCCUGCUGGCAGGCGGCUCCGCGGUGCAGAAGUGGCCUCUGUCCUGGGGGCUGCAGUCCUGGUCCUCGGAGGAGCCCUGGCAGAUGAUGAUGAGGGCUGCGGCUGAGGACCAGGCAGAGCAGGUGCUGCCCGAGGGACCGUCCUACCUUUCCAGCACUGGGGCCCUCCCGCUGGGCCAGGGGUCCUGGCCCACCCAGUCCUCUGCACACCCCCUGCUCCCUGCUGCUGACUCCUUCGUCCUCCACCAGGUCUUGGAGCCCGCCGGGCGGCUGCCCCUCUUGAAGUGGCUAGGAGCCCAGAGAGAAGCCCUUGCCCAACGCCCGUUCUGGUCUCUUCUGCACAGGCUUCUGGCAGGCAACCCCUGGGGCGCCCUGAGUCCUGCUGUGUCCUGGGGAGCUGGAGGCUCUGGGACCGGGUGGGGAACAAGGCCCAUGUCUCACCCUGCAGGAAUCUGGGGUCUCAACAAUCAAUUCCCAGGCACCAGCUGGGGCAAUAUUUAUCAAUACCCAGCCAGCACCUGGGGGAGUGUGAAUCGGUACCCAGGAGGCAGCUGGGGGAAUAUUAAUCGGUACCCAGGUAGCAGCUGGGGGAACAAUAGUCGGGUUAAAGCUGUGGUGGAGGCCAGGGUCAAAGCUGUGGUGGAGGCCGGGGUCAAAGCUGUGGUGGAGGCCGGGGUCAAAGCUGUGGUGGAGGCCAGGGUUAAAGCUGUGGUGGAGGCCGGGGUUAAAGCUGUGGUGGAGGCCAGGGGUAAAGCUGUGGUGGAGGCCGGGGUUAAAGCUGUGGUGGAGGCCAGGGUCAAAGCUGUGGUGGAGGCCAGGGUUAAAGCUGUGGUGGAGGCCAGGGUUAAAGCUGUGGUGGAGGCCGGGGUUAAAGCUGUGGUGGAGGCCGGGGUUAAAGCUGUGGUGGAGGCCAGGGUCAAAGCUGUGGUGGAGGCCAGGGUUAAAGCUGUGGUGGAGGCCAGGGUUAAAGCUGUGGUGGAGGCCAGGGUUAAAGCUGUGGUGGAGGCCGGGGUUAAAGCUGUGGUGGAGGCCGGGGUUAAAGCUGUGGUGGAGGCCAGGGUCAAAGCUGUGGUGGAGGACAGGGUUAAAGCUGUGGUGGAGGCCAGGGUUAAAGCUGUGGUGGAGGCCAGGGCUCCGUACGACGGGGACCAGGGUAUCGUGGGGGUAAUCAGGACCCCCAAGUGGUUUUUGAUGAAACCCAGCCACACCAACUUCCCCAGCCAGCGUGUGGAGUUCUCAUCCUUUCUUUGUCUGUUGCACAAGCCCAGCCUGUGCUGA